AUGAAGGCCAUCCUCCUCCUUCUCGCGGCCACUGGCAUCGCCCUCGCCCAGAACCUCUCAGGUCAACCGGACUGCGCCACCGCCUGUAUCAUCAGCGCUAUCAGCGCGGCAGGCUGCGGCGCCAGCGAUCUCGGUUGCCAGUGCGGUCCGACCCAAUCUUUUAUUGCCGCCAGUGCCGCCCCGUGCCUGCUGUCCAGCUGCACGGGCACGCAGCUGAUUCAAGCCCAGAGCGCGGGCGCUGCCCAAUGCUCCAGCUACUCGGCCACGGCGGCUUCCAACUCAGCCACCACCACGCCGGCGACUAGAAACGGAAUGGCGUCGUCUACCUCUGGGGCCGCUGCCACUCCGGCUGAGGGUUCCGAAACCUCAGCGUCGGCGUCAGCGCCUGCCUCAACUUCUGGAUCGGCUGGGCUGAAUGACUCGUCGUCCACCAGUACGGGUGCUGCCGCUGCAAUGGCUACGCCGGCUAUUAUGGGCGCCGGGGCGCUGCUCGGUGCCAUAGGGGCGGCGGUUGCGUUGGGAUUACGGAUCAGUGUUCAUCAUGACAGUGUUCCAGCGCACUUGAGUUCGCUACCCGUGUCCUGA
Molecule: messenger RNA, 585 nt
Organism: Chaetomium globosum CBS 148.51
Lineage: Eukaryota; Fungi; Ascomycota; Sordariomycetes; Sordariales; Chaetomiaceae
Exons: 4
Coding region: 1-585 (194 amino acids)
Source: RefSeq, a predicted model, not a curated record